AUGACUGUGGAAAAGCAGGUUAAAGUCAGCAGCUCUGCUGUGCGCUAUGGCGCAUCCUAUGGAGGCAACAGGCUUUUUGCUUCAGCCAGGAGCAGUGGUAGAGUUGGAGGAGGAAUUGGAGGAGGAUAUGGAGGAGGCUUUGGAGGAGGAUAUGGAGGAGGAUUUGGAGGAGGCUUUGGAGGAGGCUUUGGAGGAGUUGGACUCUCCAGAGCUGUCGGGCUAGGAGCAGGAGCAGGUGGAGCAGGCUUUGGAUUUAGAGGUGGUCUGGGUGGUGGUGCUGGUCUGAGAGGUGGGUUUGGUGCAGGAGCAGGGUUUGGGCUAGGAGGUGGCAUUGGUGCAGGAGGUAGAGCUGGAGGAGCCUUGGGUGUACUUAAGGGUCGCAUAGGAGUUAGAGGUUUCAAGGUAGGCAGCUAUGGUGGAGGUCCAUCCCUGCUGUUUGCUGGUGGCAGGCCAGGAUUUGGGGGACCAGGAGGAUUUGGAGGACCAGGGGGACUGGGAGGAUUUGGAGGACCAGGGGGACUAGGAGGUGGUCCAGGUGGUCCCGACAUCCCAUCUAUUGACCCAUCCCUCCCCUCUGUGGACACUGUUCAAAUCACCCGCAUGAAAGAGAGAGAGGAACUCCAGGGCCUCAACAACAAGUUUGCAAGCUUCAUUGACAAGGUCCGCAGUCUGGAACAACAGAACACCAUUCUGAAAGCCCAGAUCAAUCUCUACAACAGAAGUGACCCCAGUGGUCCAGCCAACGCCGGAGUGGUCGCAACUACUGCUGUGGCCGGCUACAAAGCCCAGGUUGAAACCUUAACCCAAACCAAGACAGCACUUUUGGCAGAAAUUGAUCACUACAAGUCAGUGAUUGAAGAAAUCCAAUCCAAAUUUGAUGAGGACAGCUCAAGCACCAAGGGCCUGGAGGCUGAAUGGACCACACUCAAAGAGGAUGUCGAUCACUUGUACCUGACAAUCUUUGACUUACAGACCAAACUAACUGGAAUUGAGGAUCAGAUCGCUCUUUCCAAACAGCUCUAUGAUGCUAAAGUCAGAGAAGUCCAGACCAUCAUCACCAGCGGCACAAAGGCAGCCAUCUCCAUCUCAUUCGACAACUACGCCCAAGCUGUGGACCUGUCAUCGGCCAUUUCUGAAAUGAAAUCGCAGUAUGAAUUACUUGUUGCCAGGACCAAACAGGAGGCAUUCGCAGCAGCCGAGAACAAGAUCUUCUUGGUAUCAGGUUCUACACAGCCAACCGUACAAGCACUUACAGCAUUCAAGGAAGAAUAUAGGACGGUCAAACUCCAGGUUGACGCCGUUCAACGCGAGAUUGAGAGGGUUAAGUCUGUGAACAUUCAGCUGGAGUCUUCCAUCACAGAAUCCGAGAGCAGCUCUACCAGCGAGGUUGACACCUACCAAGAGCAGUCCGUAGCUCUUAAAACUCAACUAGAUGACAUUAGAAAGCAAAUUGCUCACUAUGGCCAAGAAUACCAGGAUCUGCUGGCCGUGAAGAUGGGAUUGGAUGUAGAAAUUACAGCCUACAAGAAACUGAUGGACAGUGAAGAAUUAAGACUUAACAGCGGAAGCGGCAUCACUGUUCACAUGACCAAAUCAACCGUAGGAGGAGCUGCCGGAGGUGGUGGUGGAGGAGCUGGACUGGGUGGUGGCUAUGGAGGUGGCUUUGGAGGUGGCCUUGGCGGUGGCCUUGGCGGUGGCCUUGGAGGUGGCCUGGGCGGUGGCUUUGGAGGAGGCCUGGGCGGUGGCCUUGGAGGUGGCCUCGGUGGUGGACUUGGUGGCGGCCUUGGUGGUGGACUUGGCAGUGGUCUCAGCUUGAGCCUUGGCGGUGGAGGAGGAGGAGGAUAUGGAUUUGGUUCUAGCUUUGGAGGCGGAUUACAGUAUGGAAGCCUUAACUCCAGCUCAAUAUCCACUUCCACUGCUUUUUGAAGAUCAGGAAUGUGUUAUUGAAGAACAGCCUCUAUUACGAAUUUCUGAGAAAUCCCAUUGAACCACCUUGCUGUGAUAAUAGAAACCCAGCUGGAUUUUUCUCCAUACAAAAAAAUAAAAAUAAAAUAAAAAGUUACUGUAUAUCUGCACUUAACGGGCUUCCAGAGAAGACGACAUCGCUUUAAGAUCCUCUUUGAUUUUCUAACACGGGACUUUGUUGUAUUGUUCGUAUUGACCAUUUUGUAUUAUGCUUCUUCUGUGUAAGCUUAUGGUGAUUUUAGGCUUUACAUUUGUUGAUAGUUUUUUUUUUUCCAUUCCUUUCCUGUUCCAUUUUUCCACCAAAGGAUAAAUUAUACAUGUAACCCCGCGCUUGCCACAUAAAUCUCUAAUUACUGAGCUGCAGGAAAUUUAGCCUAAUCUGGGAAUUAUCACUGAGCUAUGGACUGCUGAACAGACAAGGGCAAAUCUCCUCCACACUGCAUGUAAUGCGGAAAGCGUGCAAUAAUAUACUUGCGGUAUGUGUCAUGACGGAGAUUGACGUGCUGCCAAGAAUUACACUUUCAACUUCCAGGUACAGGCACCAUGUUUUGUUUUUACAUAAAGGAGCGUGAUAGAGUCUCCCGCAGAGUCCUUGUAUCCAGAGAACAUUUAGCAGAUCCCUGUGCGAAUAAGGGCUUUAUGUUUUCAAAAAUGUAAAGAAAU
Molecule: messenger RNA, 2628 nt
Organism: Hyla sarda
Lineage: Eukaryota; Metazoa; Chordata; Amphibia; Anura; Hylidae
Product: thread biopolymer filament subunit alpha-like
Exons: 10
Coding region: 1-1926 (641 amino acids)
Source: RefSeq, a predicted model, not a curated record